AUGCAAGCCGGAGCCACUGAUCUCCCCAGUGUCGCGGGGAUCUCGUCGCCAGGCUUCAAGCUCCAAAUGUCCAAAGGAGUUAAUGUCGCAUUUAUUCCUGGUGGCUUUCUGGAUGCAGUCGCCUUCGAGUUCGGAAAGGACGUUUGUGUCCUUCGCAACAAGAAGGGCUUCAUCAAGUACUGCCUGCAGUUCGGAUACCGCGCUCAUCCCUGCUACACUUUCGGAGAAUGCGAGACGUAUCAUACCUUCAGUGGCAUGAAGUCUCUGCGCAUGAAGAUCGCACUGUCUCAAGCAGCGAGUGUGCAGCAGAGAGGUCAGAGAGCAGCAGAGCCUGGCAGAGCCAUGAACCUGCGCCCUGUCUUGUUGGCGGCUUUAUGCGGCGCAGCCAGCGCUGCCGGCAACAGUCAGGAUCAUGAAAAGGCUGAUGAAACCGCAGUUUACAUCUACGACAAUCCACCUGUGCUUUUGCGCAUCUUCUGGAUAGUGGGGUCUAUCUGUGCAGUGCUGGCUGUUGGUGUUUCGAUGUACAACAUCAAGCAGCACGCUGCUUGUGCUCACUUGCAGGGCUUCGGACAAGACGAGCUUAUCUCUUCUUUUGGCGCACGCGCCAGUCGCAUAAUGAAGCUCCUGCUCAUGCCCUUGACGUUCGCCGUGACGGCCGCACUUCAGAUGUUCCUGCCGGGAGCAGCCGAGCUGCUGGCUCUGUUGCGCACAUGUCAGCUGGCGCUGUCGAUGAACGUGAUCAUCGAGUUGCUCUUCAUCCUGAACGGCAGCCAGAAACAGAUCGUUACGCAUUUACCGGAAGAGCCGAUUGCAGUCUUCGGAAAGCCACCGCUGUGCUGCAUUUUCGGCUGGGGCUGCUGUGCUCAGAAGGUUCAGCUGUGGCAUCUUCGCUUCUUCGUGUUUGGCUUGCAGCAAUUCAUGGUAAUCCUACCCGUGGUGGGCUUGAUUGACUCCUUCAACCAGUCGUACGCCGAGAGUAAUCUUUUUGCCACGACUGACAAGGCGUGUGGGAUCAUUGUAACUGUCAGCACCCUUUUCGGCAUGUGGAGCUUCAAGUGCCUGCUUCCACUCAUGACGGAUUCCAUCCGGACAAGCGCUGCUUCCCAAAGCAAGCUGGAUGCCAUGGAGCAGUUCCUCUUGCUGCAGAUGAUGUCUUCGAAGCUGAUGGACAAGCUCCUGCCCUUGCUUGUGAAGAACGAUUUGCAGGCAGAGGGCUGGACGAUGCCGAACGCACUCUUCCUGCAAGUUCUCACGGGUUUCCUCACGUGCAUUAUUCAGUUCUUGCUGGCAACACUGGGCCUCCGUGCCUACGAAGCCGGCGCAGGAUUGUAUCCGCCGGUGAACUUUGCCACUGACCUCCCGCCAGAUACUUUGGCAUUGCUUGAUAUGGAUGGGAUUGAUCCUGACAGGUGGGUUCGGUUGCAAGAGUUCAGGGCAGACAAGCCCUCGUCGAGCUCUGUGCCCUCUGCGCCGCUACUUCUUGGCCAUCUCUUGCCCAAGCAUGGUCCCUCGGAGAAGCCGAAAGCAAGCGAAAGCUCAUCAGCAGAUGCCAUGGAUAGCAGUGAGCAUGUGUGCGUCUAG
Molecule: messenger RNA, 1584 nt
Organism: Symbiodinium necroappetens
Lineage: Eukaryota; Dinophyceae; Suessiales; Symbiodiniaceae
Source: the annotation of a GenBank genome assembly